AGCUUCCCCUCCACCCCGUCCCCGUCUCGUGUCACUUGAAGGAUCGUGCCCCCACUGCACUUUAGUUUAAUCAUGACCUUCAACUUUGUAAAAAGAAUACACUCCCCCGCGGUAUCGCUAAUAUCCUCGUGCAGAAGCCGAUCCGAAUCGUACUCCGGCGCCCCUAUGUAAGUAUAAUAUUACAUGAUGCAUGAUCCAUCACCAUCACUUUUGUUCGAGUAUGUUGAAGCCUCGUUUCAUCACAUGCUAGAUCUCGGACUUCAGCGCCACCGAUAUGACCGUCCUGAUAUCUUCGUCUUCCAGUGCCAUUUGUGAAAAAAUCAUACUUAGUGGUUGGCAAUAAAACAAAGAACCGAAUGUACGGUGAUGCUGCCAAAACGGUCGUAACCGCGUCAAAAAUUGAAAACGGUCGUGCCCGGCGCGCAACCGCUGAUCCUUCUUCUUAAUCGUUCCUGCGACCACGGCGGUACUUGCACGACCUCCAGGUCGCUGCAUCUCGUCGCUUGACCAAGACCUUGACUCCCUCCGCUCCUGCCUCGACACGACGACUCGGCCAUCAACAUCAUGAGCAGCUCACCGAACAACCACUCGGACGGGCCACCGUCGCCGCACAAGCUGCUGCGACAGCGAUCCGAGUCGAAACGGAUGGAAGCUCGGGUUUCCGACCUACACCAGACGUUCCGAAGCGGAAAAACGCGGUCGUAUGACUACCGGAUCGCCCAACUGAAGGAGCUCCAGCGUUUUUUGACCGAGCAGGAACGAGAGAUCGUCGCCUGUUUGAAAUUUGACCACGGGCGGCAUUUCGUGGAGGCGCUAACGGGGGAAAUCAUCGCGGUCCAGCUUUUUCUGAACAAGGCCAUCGCGGAAUUGGAUGAAUGGAUGGCGCCGGUUAUCCUAUGUAAAAACAUUUCCAACCCAGAGUUGUCAUGCAGAUUUGCGAUUACAGGAACUGAACAUUUGUAAUGCGCAGACCCAAUAGAGGCAUUUUCAAUCGUGUUUUGGCAUUUGUAAUGCUGAAAACAGAAUGAGCAGAUGGAUUUGUGAUGCAAUUUCCGUUGCUAACCUAAACCUGCACUACACUACGGACUGCAACUUGGCAUGCGUGGCUCCCAAAACUUCUGGAUUUGUGUUGCUAAGUUCCCAACUACUUGACUACGGGGUGGGAGCGACGUUUUUACCCAGGAUACCGUUCCAUGUCCAAACGCCAGUUGAGUAUUGGUUCGGCAAUUCCUGGUACGAGUUUGAGCCGAAGGGGUAUCCUGAGUAAAAACGUACCCACACCAGAGUUGUGACGCAGAUUUGCAAAGACAGGAAGACUUGUAAUGCGCAUCCCCAUGAGAGCCAUUGGCAGUCGUGUUUUGGAAUUUGUGAUGCUGUGAACAGCAUGAGCAGAUGAAUCUGUGACGCGGCUGCACUUGCUAACUUGCACUACCUUACGGUCUGCAACUUGUCAUGCGUGACUCACAAAGCUCCUAGGUUUGUGGUGCAAAAUCCCCAUCCUGACUCUGGUGUGGGUACGUUUUUACUCAGGAUAAGGGGGUGGCUUUGGUCAUCGCCCCCUGGAACUACCCCAUCUGCCUCUUACUAGACGGUCUGAUCACCGCCAUUGCGAGCGGGAACUGCUGCGUGCUGAAACCAACCGAAGUCGCGGCCCAGAGCAGCAGUUUCCUCCUGCGGGUGCUGCCCGAAUAUGUUGACCCCGAGGCGGUGCUGGUGUUCGAGGGGGAUGCGAGCUUCACGCAGGCAUAUCCACGGUAUAAUUUCCUGUACGUGUUGUACUUGUACACUUCUAGUACACAUGUGGUUUCUGCAUGACAAAACUUUCUCGCUAUUCUAUUCAGCAUGACAAGUGGCAUGCUCUAGCGUCGUGAAAUUUGUGAUGCAUUUUGUACAUGUGCAGGAAGUUUGUAUUGCAUAAGGCGCUAUUGCAGUACAACCGUUUCGACCACAUCCUGUUCACCGGGUCGGAAGCCGUUGCGCGGAAAGUCGUGUCUAACAGCAACGUGUGCAGCAAUUUGACCCCGGUCACGCUGGAGUUGGGCGGAAAAAAUCCCGCCAUUUUCCUCCACGACGCGCUCUUUGACGGGGACGUGUAUUGUUCUGCAACAGCGGGGAGCAAGAACAACAAAACGAAGAACGACGACAAAUUCAAGGCGCUGUUGCGGCGCAUGUUGAAACAAAAGUUGCAGAACUGCGGGCAGGUCUGCAUGGCGCCAGACUACGUUUUGCUGCCGAAGAUUUUGUAUGAACUGCAAAAGUAUCACACUCGUAUAAAUGCAUUACAAAUUUCCUCAGCAUGAGAAAUAAAGUUUGUAAUGGGGAUCUGCCCUAAGAAAAAGAUUUGUAAUGCAUGACUGCAGUACGAGUGCGAUACUUUUGCACAGGAUAUUUUGCUGGAGGACUUUGUGGCCUGUGUAACCGACAUUGUGCAGAACGAGUUUUUUGCGAAAGACCUCAAGAUGUUAAACAAAAGCGGUUUGGACACGAGUCUCAGUUACGGCCGGGUGAUUAACGCAGACCAUCAGAAGAGGCUGCAAAAGAUGUUGGAGACAACAACGGGGAAGGUUAUAGACUUGUCUCAGCGUCGUACUCCUUCGGAGAAGACGGAUAACCCGCUAUCCCAGGAGUUGUCCUCUGCGAAGGAAAACAAAAACAGCAAAAACAGCUCGAAGGAAAAUAGCCAAGCGACAUUGUCCUCCUUCGGAGGCGGUGGAGAGCAGCCAUUCCAAGUGUCCUCUGCGUCCUCGGUUGCCUCUACAUCCGCGACCACUGUCCAGCUGCACCCAAACACGUCGGCCUCAGGGGCCGCAACGACAGCCAGUAGUAGCAAAGCUUCUACGGAAGUGGCCGCGUCCGCGUCGGCAAGAAGUACUUCUGCAAGCAAAGUCGCAAUAGUGAUUCCAACCACGACUGCAGAGGAAAUUGUAACUGCAGGUGGUACUCCUCCGGCUUCUAACAACACCAGCUCCACUACUUCCCCCGCCCUGCUCUACCACCCAACGUGCUGCUACUUUCCCUUCCACCUCGUGAUCGGCCCCAGCAUGGAGGACCCGAUUUUGAUAUGGCGUUCUCAACUGUUACAUUCUCAACUGAUACAUGGAUUUGUGAUGCAAGAAUGGGAAAAGUGAAAGGGGGGAGAUUGCGCCUGUAGCAUUAUAAAUGCCGCACAGAUUUAGCUGCCGUUUAGCCCUAGGCAAAUUUGUCAUGCGAAGCAGCUUGAUCGCGUGGAUGAGGAUGGUGCUUCUGCAUGCCAAAUUCAUGUCACAGUUGAGAAUGUAACGCUUGGGAGCCCUAUAUUUGAAGGACGAGAUUUUUGGCCCGUUGCUCCCGGUUAUCCUCUACGACGACGAUUUUUCGGCCGAUCAAGCUUUGGAAACGGAGCGGAAUUCCGUCGAGACUGCCUCCGACCGGCUGGAACGGCUUUCCGCCGAGAUUGCGGGUCUGAUCCACCAGAUCCACGACAGUCCGCUCAACACAUACGUGUUUGGCUACGACGAAGCUCUGAUUUCAGCGGUAAAACAAAUGCAUCAAUCGGGCGCCAUGAUGCAGAACGCGCCGUUGUUCUAUUUCGGUCACGAAAAUCUGCCCUUCGGCGGCAUCCGGCGUUCGGGGUGCGGGCGCGUGCACGGACGGUUUGGAUUUGAGGAGCUCAGCUACAAAAGGAGCUUCUUCCGCUACCGACAAGUGCUGCCGAAGCAGUUGGAGUUACUGCCGCCGAUUCAGCCGCCGUUUGACACGGGUUUUUUAAAGAAGCUCGCACCGGUGCUCCUGAAAACGGUUCGAUACUUGGCUCCAGUGAGAGCCUGGUGGACGCGGUGGGUGCUACGGGGGGCCUUUGCGGACCUGCAAGAGUUGGGGCUCGCUGCUUUCAACGGCGGAUCCUGGUCCUCGGGCCUGACCGGCGCUGCUCCCUCGAACAGGAUGCGCGUGUUUACAGUGUUUCUGCUCAAACUCCUCCUGUCUUGGUAUCUUGUAGAGCGAGUGUUGCGCGUGCUGCGUGGUCUCAAGACCGGUCGACAAAUCCUCGGCGCAAUCCGAUACUAUUUUGCUGCUGGUCAACAUUUAAGAUCCUUGAAGUAA
Messenger RNA from Amoebophrya sp. A120, 4080 nucleotides. The record is from the annotation of a GenBank genome assembly. Lineage: Eukaryota; Dinophyceae; Syndiniales; Amoebophryaceae.